UGACAGCUGAAGCAUCUCUAUGUACUUUAUUUUCUUCUUAUCAAUACGCACAGUAAGCUUUUCCCUUUCUAUGCCAUAGUUGUCUCAUGGUACUCAUGCUCCUCCAUUGAAGUAAGAAAAAAAAGAUUGGGGGUUAAUUCUUCAAUAAUUAUCAAGGCUUCCUUGAUUCAGUUGGGCUUCUACGACGCCACAAUCCACAAAUAGAAAGGAGUUUAUCUUUUAGUACUGGCUAAUGGAAGGAUAAUCUAAGCGGUCUUGGAAGAAGUGAAUGGAUUCGUUGUCUUUUCCCUCUCAUCUCAGUUUGAGGAGCUCAACCAGUGCAUACCCAGCUAGAAAACCUGGAACUGCAGUUCCUGCAUUUGUAAAAUUGCACAAGGGUCCUCCAAAAUCCAGAUAUUUACCGCAAAGGUAUCGUAUGGCCACUGCGAAUAGGGAGGGGUUGAAUGGGAUUGAAGAAGGCGAUGGAGUGAUAAUUGUGGAUCAUGGGUCCCGCAGAAAAGAGUCCAAUAUUAUGCUAAAUGAAUUUGUAGCAAUGUUUAGAGAGAGAACCAAAUACCCCAUUGUGGAGCCUGCACACAUGGAGCUAGCAGAACCAUCUAUCAGAGAUGCGUUUAGUUUAUGCGUUCAGCAAGGAGCACGUCGAGUUAUUGUGAGCCCCUUUUUCCUUUCUCCUGGACGACAUUGGAACCAGGAUAUUCCUUCUUUAACAGCUGAAGCUGCAAAGGAGCAUCCAGGAAUAUCAUAUGUCAUUACAGCACCUCUUGGCCUUCAUGAAUUACUUGUGGAUGUUGUGAAUGAUAGGAUCGAUCAUUGUUUAAGUCAUAUUGCCGGGAAAGCAGAUGAGUGUUCAGUUUGUGCUGGAACUGGAAAAUGUCAGCUUCGCCAGUGACAUAAUUUUGAAGCUUAGCAAGACUUUUUUAUGUAGAGAGAAUCUGUUGCUGAUGCCAGUUGCCUUAGUUGGAUCUGGAUGCUGAGUUACUGCCGCUUGACAGUAUGUUCAAUUAUCUUCCACUACUCGAGCAUCUAAGUUACCACAAGGAAUUUGAUAUUUGCGAGUUAGUAAUAGCUUUCAAAUACAAAUAU
This is a messenger RNA of Lycium ferocissimum, 1083 nucleotides long. Its product is annotated as sirohydrochlorin ferrochelatase, chloroplastic-like. The transcript is spliced from 7 exons. Bases 269 to 889 code for a protein of 206 amino acids. Lineage: Eukaryota; Viridiplantae; Streptophyta; Magnoliopsida; Solanales; Solanaceae. The record is from RefSeq and is a predicted model, not a curated record. Gene Ontology annotation, molecular function: lyase activity.